AAUGAAUGAAGCGGUUUCCAUUAACGAUAGGUCUUUGCCGGACGCCGUGUGACUAGGUUCGUGUUUUUAUAGCCUCUUAGCAGUUAAGUUCAUUGCAUGUCUCGUGAGCCACAUUGGCAGUUAACGGAUAGAUCCAUCACUUGCUGCAAACCGUUUAAAUCCGAAAAUGUCGUGGAUACGGGAAGGUGAAUUAAACCUGCUUGAAAAGAUUUCCGCCAAUAUCCUGAAGGCAGGACCCAUGCCUAAACAUGUGGCCUUCAUCAUGGACGGUAACCGCCGCUUUGCACGUAAAAAAAACAUGGAGCGCCAGGAAGGGCAUAUGCAGGGCUUCAACAAGCUGGCUGAGACAUUACGUUGGUGUAAGCAUCUGAACAUCCAAGAGGUUACGGUGUACGCCUUCAGCAUUGAGAACUUCAAGCGCACUAAAGACGAGGUGGAUGGGCUGAUUGAGCUGGCCAAGCAGAAAUUUGAGAGGCUGUUGGAGGAACGAGACAAUCUGGAGAAGCAUGGUGUGUGCAUCCGGGUGCUGGGCGACUUGAAUAUGCUGCCACUCGACCUUCAGCAGCUUAUUGCCAAAGCUGUGAUCACAACCAAGGCGCACAAUAAAUGUUUCCUGAAUGUGUGUUUUGCCUACACGUCAAGAUAUGAAAUUACCAAUGCGGUCAGAGAAAUGGCUUGGGGAGUGGAGAAGGGCUUGAUCAAAGCAAGUGAUGUUUCAGAGGCGUUGCUAAGUGAGUGUUUGUACAGCUAUAAUUCUCCCAACCCUGACCUGCUCAUCCGCACCUCUGGAGAGGUGCGCCUCAGUGAUUUCCUUCUCUGGCAGACAUCCCACUCCUGUCUAGUGUUUCAGUCAGUUCUGUGGCCGGAGUACUCCUUCUGGAACCUGUGUGAUGCUAUUCUCCAAUAUCAAUUAAAUCACAAAUCUAUUCAGAAAGCGAGAGAACUUCAUCGAGAACAUCAGGCCUUACUGCAGCUAGAAGCGGAUCGUGCCUGUGUAGCAGAGCACCUGCAGCAUCAUGGGAAUGGAAAGCCUGCUGACGCUCAGAGAAGACAAGAGGCACUGCUGCACUACACCACCUGCCGGGAAGAACGAAUUCAGGACUUCCUAGAAGCACUGAAGCAAAAGAGGGACUCUUUCUUUAAUGACUUAUGUAGCGAAGCUGUCUUGGCCUAGGAAAGCUCCGAAGAACAAACCUCAUGUUGAAGUGGGGAUGAAACAUCUCCCUGUCCUCUUCCCAAAAGGGCUUUUGUGGGGGAAAGAGUCAACAGUAACUGGGAACGGUUUCAUUGUGUUACUGAUUUGUAUAAGAUGAGAAGGCAAUUUUACCCCUAUGGGGCUGUAGAAUAAUUGAUAUUUAUGAUCGUAGAUUUUAAAAAAAGUCUAAUACCUGGAAAUGUCUGGUCAAGAUUUAGUUAAAUAAUUGUGUACAUUGUCUGUCAAAUGCAUGCCAUUGUUUGGAAGGGACUCUGUUUUGGAAAUGUUUCUAAAACAGUCAUCCAGAUUAAUAUAAUUCUGUCCAGUUUUGCGUUUUUGUUGAGGCCUGAAGAAAGUGUCGUUUUUGAGUGUGAUGUUGAUGACAUAACUAGAUUUUGACCAGCUUUCUUAAACAGAAUAAAGUGAUUACUGUAUGUCAGAUAUGAUUAAAUGAUGUGCGAUUCAA
Molecule: messenger RNA, 1661 nt
Organism: Micropterus dolomieu (smallmouth bass)
Lineage: Eukaryota; Metazoa; Chordata; Actinopteri; Centrarchiformes; Centrarchidae
Gene: dhdds
Product: dehydrodolichyl diphosphate synthase
Exons: 9
Coding region: 167-1174 (335 amino acids)
Biological process (GO): polyprenol biosynthetic process
Cellular component (GO): dehydrodolichyl diphosphate synthase complex; endoplasmic reticulum
Molecular function (GO): ditrans,polycis-polyprenyl diphosphate synthase [(2E,6E)-farnesyl diphosphate specific] activity
Source: RefSeq, a predicted model, not a curated record